Molecule: messenger RNA, 1716 nt
Organism: Fomitiporia mediterranea MF3/22
Lineage: Eukaryota; Fungi; Basidiomycota; Agaricomycetes; Hymenochaetales; Hymenochaetaceae
Product: kinase-like protein
Exons: 8
Coding region: 1-1716 (571 amino acids)
Biological process (GO): mRNA cis splicing, via spliceosome; peptidyl-serine phosphorylation; peptidyl-threonine phosphorylation
Molecular function (GO): protein serine/threonine kinase activity; ATP binding
Source: RefSeq, a predicted model, not a curated record
AUGCCAGAGAAGACUGAUCAAGCCGAGCUCGAAUUAGAACUUGAGGAAGCAGCAUCAAACCCUGUGGAAGAGACGCUGGCGGAAAGGCGUGCUCGGCGUCAGGCAAUCCGUGCCAAAUACGCCGGAACCGCUUCAGCAGCCCUCAGUAUGAAUGAGACGGCAAGUCCAAGCCCCGGACUAAGCAGUGCGGUCUUGCAGCCGCCUCCUACCACUUCAGAGGUUAAUAUUGAGCAUAAGAACUACAGGCCCGGUCCAAUAGCGGGUGCCACUGAGAAACUUGGCGGAAGUUUGGUUGCGAGUAAGCUAUUGUCCUUUCCGCAUACUAACCCAGCUUCGCCGCAGCCAAUGUCACCAGCGAUAGAGUCCUUCGAUCUUAUCAAGGAGGAUAAGCCGUCAGAUUCUGCGGUCCAAGUUGCUGACGGAACGGGUGAGCAAAUAUCCGCCGCUGACUACGAUCCCAGCUUCGACCGUAGGGAGGACGAGGAAAAGCGAGUUCGUGCCGUCACUGCUAAGGAUGAAAAGCAUCAGGAGAUAGAAAUGAUAGAAGUCGAAGAGGAGGAAGAGGAAGAAGACGUGGACGACAUGUUCGCUCUUGACACAGUUGAGAAAAAGAAAACUAAGAAAGUCAGAAAGAUCUCGAAACCCGCUGCACCUGCUCUUGUUACGGCUACACUUGACACUGCGGCUGACGCGGAAGGUUACUAUCAGGUCAUUCUCGCUGAGCAGCUUGACGGCGGGAAAUAUCAAGUUUUCUCGUCAUUAGGCAAAGGAAUGUUCGCGAACGUCGUUCGGGCGCGCAUUCUGCACGGCGACGCAAGUGAAGUUGGUAAGGAAGUCGCGAUCAAGAUUAUCCGUGCUCAGGAAUCGAUGUAUAAAGCUGGGUUGAAGGAGGCACAAAUUUUGACCAAGCUCCGCCAAGCCGAUCCGGAGGACAAGAAACACAUUGUCCGCUUAGAAAGGACUUUCGAACAUCGCGGUCAUUUAUGCCUUGUCUUCGAAUCUUUGAGCAUGAACUUACGUGACGUCGUCAAACGCUUUGGUAAAGAUGUCGGCCUCAAUAUCCGUGCUGUACGAGCAUAUGCUCACCAGCUCUUCCUUGCUAUGAGUCUACUGCGCAAGUGUAACAUUAUGCACGCAGAUGUCAAGCCUGAUAAUAUUCUGGCAAAUGAACAAAAAACUGUACUGAAAGUUUGCGAUCUCGGCUCUGCUUCGGACGUUUCAGAGAAUGAGAUCACACCUUACCUUGUCAGUCGAUUCUACCGAGCUCCAGAGAUUAUCUUGGGUGUCCCGUACGAUUGCGCUUUGGAUAUCUGGUCUAUCGGCUGCACCUUAUACGAGCUUUAUACUGGAAAAAUUCUGUUUCCGGGACGAUCUAACAACCAAAUGCUCCUGCUUAUGAUGGAGCUAAAGGGCCGCUUUAACUCCAAAAUGAUUAAGAAAGCAAAGUUUGGCGAGGACUACUUUGAUGAGAUGGGUACCUUCCAAAGUGUGGAACGAGACAAAGUGACAGGAGCAGAUAUCAUCCGAAAGGUGCAUAUCGCGAAACCUACACGGGAUUUACGUGCUCGUCUCUUGUCUUCCUCUUCCAGGGUCAAUGAUGAGGAGGACAAACUAAUUUUAUCUUUCAUUGACUUACUGGACAAGUGCUUAAUGUUGGAUCCGAGUAGAAGAAUUAUGCCAAAGGAGGCUUUGGUUCAUCCGUUUAUCAGAGGUUAG